Pyrgilauda ruficollis (rufous-necked snowfinch) is the source of this 2377-nucleotide messenger RNA. RefSeq names its product BTB/POZ domain-containing protein KCTD12-like. The record is from RefSeq and is a predicted model, not a curated record. Gene Ontology annotation, biological process: regulation of G protein-coupled receptor signaling pathway; protein homooligomerization. NCBI's taxonomy places the organism in Eukaryota, Metazoa, Chordata, Aves, Passeriformes, Passeridae. Bases 84 to 932 code for a protein of 282 amino acids. Gene Ontology annotation, molecular function: protein binding. The transcript is spliced from 2 exons.
GGGAGCGGCACGGCGGGGAGCGCAGCGCAGCGCAGCGGAGCGGCCGGGCCGCCCUGCCGAGGAGGGAGCAGCGGGAGCUCACCAUGGCCCUGGCAGACCCCACGAGCUGUGCCAAAGGCAGCGAGGACAGCAACCCCUUCCCUGACAUCAUCGAGCUGAAUGUGGGGGGACAGGUGUACAUCACCCGGCACCCCACGCUGGUCAGCGUGCCCGGCUCGCUGCUCUGGGAGAUGUUCACCCAGAAGAGCGCACGCUCGCUGGCCCGCGACAGCAAGGGCCGCUUCUUCGUGGACCGGGACGGGUUCCUGUUCCGCUACAUCCUGGAUUACAUGAGGGACCGGCAGCUGGUGCUGCCCGAGCACUUCCCGGAGCGCGGCCGGCUGCAGCGCGAGGCCGAGUACUUCAUGCUGCCGGAGCUGGUGAAGCUGCUGGUGCCCAAGCUCAGCGAGCAGAACUCCCUGGGGGACGAUCCCUGCCAGAGCGACCCCGAGGAGCCGUCCCCCGGCGCGGACACCGCGCGCAGCCUGAGCUCGGCCGCCACCGCGCCGCCCGGCGCCGCCGGCACCGAGGGCCGCAGGGCGGGGUUCAUCACCAUCGGCUACCGCGGCUCCUACACGCUGGGCAGGGACAGCCAGACGGACGCCAAGUUCCGCAGGGUGGCCCGGAUCAUGGUGUGCGGCAAGACUUCGCUGGCCAAGGAGGUCUUUGGGGACACCUUGAAUGAGAGCAGGGACCCGGACAGGCCCCCGGAGAGGUACACGUCCAGGUACUACCUCAAAUUCACCUUCCUGGAGCAAGCCUUUGACAAACUGGCCGAUGCCGGCUUCCACAUGGUGGCCUGCAACUCCACGGGCACCUGUGCCUUCGCCCACGAGCAGACGGACGACAGGAUCUGGACCUCUUACACCGAAUAUGUUUUCUAUCGUGAGUGACACAAAACCAACCCUCCACCAACCAACCACUGACUGUCCCUUUCCCGUCCCAUGCUGGCUGUGGCCUAGAAGGUAGAGAUCCAUCCCCGAAUCCCGGCGUCCUCCCUUUGCCUCCUUUUCAGUUGGUUCUUGGGUUUUUCCCUCCUCCUUGCUCCACGUUGAACCUGCCCAGCUCUUCCUUGUAGCAGCUGCUGACCACCAACCUUCCUCCCUCUCUGUGACUUCUGCGGUUGCUCCCAACCCUCCCUGGAUGUGUGGACUCGGACACUGCUGUGGAUGUGGGCUGGGUGGGAGGGGUGGGACACACUGGACGCUGCUCUGGGCUGGCAUUCCUGCAGCUGGAUGGGCUUGGACACUGGACUGGGCUCUCUCUCUGUCCUGUGCAGCUCCACGGGAUCCUGCUGCACACACCAGGACCUGCCAAGGGGGUUCAGAGAGAAAUCCUUGGGAUAAAGACAUGGGAAAGGUGGGAAGCAGAGCCAGGGAGGGGGUGGGGGUUGGGAAGUGGCAGCCUGGCAGCACGGCUGGAUUGGCAGGAGCCCUGUAAGCAGCUUAGCCUGAGACUGGCAGCGCUUGGGAAGGGGAAAGGCUCCCCCUGUGCUCGCAGCUCUGAGCUGAGAUAUCGUCACGGCUCCGGGAUGCCUCGGGUGGGAUUUUGGGGGGAUUUUGGGGAGGGUGGGAGGGGCAGAUAUUCUGUGAGGGAGGUGGGGGGGGAGCGGGGAAGGCUUGAUGUGCUCAGUGGUGUAAAAUACUUAUACAGCUCUCCAACUCCUUGGAGCCUUGUCAGCCAAAAAGUCCCUUCAUUUUUUCUUGAGAGCACAAUGGGAAUCACGGAGAUGAGGUUGGAAUGCUCCUGUGGUGGUCAGGCCACAGCUUCACCCAGCAAAGGGAAUUGUGGCCAUUUUGGUGAUCUCCCAUGAGGUGUCUCCAAUCCCAGCUGUCCAGGCCCUCCUGGGGCUGGAGCUGCUGCUGCUCUCCCCCACUGGGCAAUACAGAAUAAAGGGACAGCCCGGAGUGGCCGUGUGCCCACGUGCCCAGCUGGCACAGGACAGGGGAGGUUUGGUGGGGGGGCUCCAAGAGGAGAAGGAAAGAAGGAACACAGAGUUAUCGGAGCCUCUGUGCCCUGCUUUGCCCCUCCUGUGCCUGCUGGGCAGGAUCCCAGGGCAGCAAAUCCCCAAGCCCAGCCCUGGGUGAUGCCCAGCCCCAGCUCUGGCACAUGGCCUCAGCCUGCAGGGGAGAUGAACCUGAUGUCCCUGAUGUCCCUGUCUGCUGCCUGUGCCUGUCCCCUGGUUCUCUGCCACCCGUUCCUGGCACCCACCACCCAUUCCUGACAUCCACCAUCCACCCAAGGCACCCAUCAUCCAUCCCUGGCACCCACCCUCCAUCCCUGCUCCUGCACUCUCCAUCCCUGCUCCUCCACCCUCCAUCCCUGCUCCCACCACCCA